AUGAAAGCCAUUGUUUACACCGGAGGAAGCGACAUCUCGAUCGAGGUUCAUCCAAAGCCAGUGAUCUUGGAAGCGACCGACGCUAUUGUCCGAGUCCUCCACACGACCAUCUGCGGAACAGACUUGCACAUUCUACAAGGACAUGUGCCAACUUGCACACCAGGUAGAAUUCUUGGUCAUGAAGGAGUUGGGGUUAUUGAAACCCUUGGUGCCGAUGUCACGAAUUUCACUGUCGGCCAGGUGGUGGUCAUCUCGUGCAUAACCAGCUGUGGCGCCUGCUAUUACUGCGACCGGAAGAUGCCAUCUCAAUGUGAGACUGGAGGAUGGAUUCUUGGAAAUAAGAUUGAUGGGACACAAGCGGAGUAUGUUCGCAUUCCUCAUGCAUCAUUCUCACUGCACGUGCUUCCGGAAAGUAUCGACCAGAAGGUCGCGGUCACCCUAUCUGAUACUGUUCCAACUUCAUACGAAUGUGGAAUCUUGAACGGCAGCAUUCAGCCAGGCUCCACUGUGGCGAUUAUAGGAACAGGUCCGAUCGGACUGAUGAUUCUUCAGAUGGCGAAGAAGCUGUACAGUCCUUCAAUGACAGCGGUGAUCGGAAGGGGUCACUCAAGACUCAAUACAGCAACAUCCAUGGGUGCUGAUCACGCGUUCAGUGUUCUUGAUGGACAAGAAGUUGCAAUCUCAUCCGCUUUAUCAGCCACCAAGGAGCGAGGAUUUGAUGUGGUCAUCGAGGCGGUGGGAACACCUGAGUCUUUCGAACUUUCGCAAGCACUAGUAGGCCCUGGUGGAACCAUAGCCAGUCUGGGUGUCUUCGGGCAGUCGUGCGAGUUGCACCUGGAGAAGCUUUGGAAUCGCAAUAUCUGCUUGAGAACUCGCCUCAUUGACGCAGUCAGUACUCCAGAUCUACUCAAGAUGGUCGAGACUGGGGGCAUCGAACCUCAAUUUUUGAUCUCGCAUAAAUUCACGUUCGAUGAAGUUCAGAAGGCAUAUGAAGCUUUCGAGGCACCUUCCAAGCAUGGCACCCUCAAAGUAGUAUUGACAAUGCCAGGGAUAGUGACAAAUGGUUCUUCAUAG
Penicillium brevicompactum is the source of this 1074-nucleotide messenger RNA. Its product is annotated as putative zinc-containing alcohol dehydrogenase. The transcript has 3 exons. NCBI's taxonomy places the organism in Eukaryota, Fungi, Ascomycota, Eurotiomycetes, Eurotiales, Aspergillaceae. Gene Ontology annotation, molecular function: zinc ion binding; oxidoreductase activity. Bases 1 to 1074 code for a protein of 357 amino acids. The record is from RefSeq and is a predicted model, not a curated record.